CUUAUCUACUACUUGGACCAUACUUGGCCCCACCUUAAAAUUUAUGAUUCUUUUUUUUAUAUUUAAACUUUUUUAUAUAAUAAAGUUAUGCUAAGAGCAUUUGGCAGUGGCAGUAUAGCUCUUCCUUCUGCCAUACUUCACCAAACUACCUGAGGUGGUUCUUUGGUGGGAAAAAAAGCAAAGAAUUGCUUGAAUUUAAAGAGGUUGAAAUUUCAAGCAAGGGAAGAUGGAUUAUGUUAAUGGACCAGGAAGAAACCAUCUCUUUGUUCCAGGGCCGGUUAACAUACCAGACCAGGUCAUUCGGGCUAUGAGCCGAAACAACGAGGACUAUCGUUCUCCUGCAAUUCCAGCUCUGACAAAAACUCUACUUGAAGAUGUCAAGAAGAUUUUCAAGACUACUACUGGAACUCCAUUUCUUAUCCCUACUACUGGUACCGGUGCUUGGGAGAGUGCUCUGACAAACACAUUGUCACCUGGAGAUCGUAUUGUAUCUUUCGUGAUUGGCCAAUUCAGUUUGCUUUGGGUUGAUCAGCAGCAACGCCUUAAAUUUAAUGUCGAUGUUGUGGAAAGUGAAUGGGGCCGUGGUGCUGAUCUCGACAUUCUAGAAUCAAAACUUGCUUCUGAUUCUGCACACACUAUAAAGGCUAUUUGCAUUGUUCAUAAUGAGACUGCAACUGGUGUCACCAAUAACUUGGCCAAAGUUCGACAACUUCUCGAUGCAUACCAACAUCCAGCCCUCCUCCUUGUUGAUGGAGUGUCAUCCAUUUGUGCUCUCGAUUUCCGUAUGGACGAAUGGGGAGUAGAUGUGGCCAUAACUGGUUCUCAGAAAGCCCUUUCCCUUCCUACUGGUAUAGGAUUUGUGGUUGCAAGCCCUAAAGCCAUCGAAGCUUCAAAAUCUGCCAAAUCACUUCGAGUUUUCUUUGAUUGGAGUGACUACCUGAAGUUCUACAAGAUGGGAACUUAUUGGCCAUACACUCCUUCCAUUCAGCUUCUCUAUGGUCUUAGAGCAGCUCUUGAUCUGAUUUUUGAGGAAGGACUUGAAAAUAUCAUUGCAAGGCACAAUCGUUUAGGUACAGCAACCAGACUUGCUGUGGAGGCAUGGGGUUUGAAGAAUUGCACACAAGAGGAAGAGUGGUUCAGUGACACAGUGACUGCUGUUGUUGUUCCUCCUUACAUUGACGGUGCUGAAAUUGUUAGAAGGGCAUGGAAAAGAUACAAUUUGAGCUUAGGUUUGGGACUAAACAAAGUUGCUGGAAAGGUUUUCAGAAUUGGACAUCUUGGCAACUUGAACGAGUUGCAACUAUUGGGUGCUCUUGCUGGUGUGGAGAUGAUACUCAAAGAUGUUGGUUAUCCAGUAAAAUUGGGAAGUGGAGUUGCUGCUGCCAGUGCAUACUUACAGAACAAUAUUCCUCUCAUCCCUUCAAGGAUUUGAGUUACAUGGUCAUUCUUGUAAUUACUUCCUUUUUCUGCUCAUUCAAGAUAUAUGUAAAAUACAUAAUAUGUAUUAUUUUUAUUCCCUUUUGAACUCUUUUGAAGACGAACAUAUUUGCUACUUUUAGUUUUAAUAAUGCAUUGUUUCUUUCAUUGUCAAGUA
This is a messenger RNA of Medicago truncatula (barrel medic), 1594 nucleotides long. Its product is annotated as serine--glyoxylate aminotransferase. Bases 227 to 1432 code for a protein of 401 amino acids. Lineage: Eukaryota; Viridiplantae; Streptophyta; Magnoliopsida; Fabales; Fabaceae. Gene Ontology annotation, molecular function: L-serine:pyruvate transaminase activity; L-alanine:glyoxylate transaminase activity. The transcript is spliced from 6 exons. The record is from RefSeq and is a predicted model, not a curated record. Gene Ontology annotation, cellular component: peroxisome.